AUGUCUUCUGCAACUCCAUUGCCACAAAAAUUUCGAUAUAUAUCUCUUGGAAGUUCCUGCAUGUCUGUAGUAAUUUCAGCCAUCUUUUUCUUGCUUCUAACUCUCCUGUAUACCCAAAAUUGUACCCAAUCUUUUGGUCUGUUUAAUCCCAUUGAACUCAAAUGGUCAACUUCACCGGAUAAUAAUAGCACUUCUCCUAUCAACUUUCCUACAGACAUUAGCCACAUUAAGUUCAUAUUAGUCAGCUCCAAAAAGACCUGGAAGUCUAGAAAACCAUACAUUGAAGCCUGGUGGCGAUCAAAUCAAACUAGGGGAAAUAUUUUUUUUGAUUCACCUCCCGCAAAAGACUUGUUGCCUUGGCCUUUGUCUCUUCCUCCAUUCCGGGUCAAUGAAGACGUCAAGAAGCUAAGUGUGCAUCGUAAGCUUGUUGUUCCUGAAGCAGCUCGUAUCUUUCGUUCAGUUCUGGAGACAUUUAGGCUAGGAGACAACGAAAAAGUGAGAUGGUAUGUAAUGGGGGAUGAUGACACUCUUUUUUUGGUACAUAAUUUGGUUGAGGUACUAGGAAAAUACGAUCACACCCAAUAUUAUUACAUUGGGAUGACUUCGGAGGCUAUUAAGUCUAAUUUCGACUUCUCCUUCAAUAUGGCGUAUGGUGGAGGUGGUUAUGCUUUGAGCUACUCCUUGGUAGAAGCACUGGCGCCCACUAUCGAUGAAUGUAUUGAGAGAUACCCUCACUUGCGUGUUAGUGAUCAAUUAUUGUCUUCUUGUUUGGCUGAUUUGGGAGUUGAUCUCACCAUCGAAAAGGGUUUUCACCAGAUUGAUUUACAUGGUGAUAUAUCAGGUCUCCUAUCGUCUCACACUCAGUCUCCUCUUGUCUCACUUCACCAUUUGGACGGUAUAGACCCACUCUUCCCCUCCAAGAACCGCUCUGAAUCGAUUAACCAUCUCAUGGAAGCUGCAAGCUUUGAUCAAUCUCGCCUGCUACAACAAACAAUCUGCUACCACAGGCCAACCAACUGGACUUUCUCAGUGUCAUGGGGCUACUCGGUUCUUACAUAUGAAAACAUAAUCCCUCGGAGUGUUCUAAGGAAUCCCCUUGAGACAUUUGCACCGUUCAAGAAAUCUGUUAGGCCUCCGUUGUACAUGUUUGACACGCGGCUUCCCUCUAAUGAUCCCUGCCAAACUCCUCGUCUCUUCUUUUUAGAAUCUGUCAAGAAUACUGAACGCAACCAAGUUCUCACUACAUACAGUCGAACAUCAGAGCACAAUCUGCCACCUUGUUUAUCAAGUGGCAAUCAUUCUGCGGAUCCCAUCACCAAGAUUCAUGUUGUUUUACAGGCAACAAGGCGUAAGCAGGCUGCAAAAGUAGAAUGCUGCGAUGUCAAAUACGUUGGUGGUGCCAAUGUUGCAGGCAUCAAGUUAAGGCCCUGUAUGAGCGGUGAAGUAAUUGCCUAG
Theobroma umbraticum is the source of this 1455-nucleotide messenger RNA. RefSeq names its product fringe-like protein (DUF604). NCBI's taxonomy places the organism in Eukaryota, Viridiplantae, Streptophyta, Magnoliopsida, Malvales, Malvaceae. The record is from RefSeq and is a predicted model, not a curated record.